This is a messenger RNA of Vicugna pacos (alpaca), 2596 nucleotides long. RefSeq names its product testis specific serine kinase 6 (gene TSSK6). Lineage: Eukaryota; Metazoa; Chordata; Mammalia; Artiodactyla; Camelidae. Gene Ontology annotation, molecular function: tau-protein kinase activity; ATP binding. Gene Ontology annotation, cellular component: cytoplasm. The record is from RefSeq and is a predicted model, not a curated record. Gene Ontology annotation, biological process: protein phosphorylation; intracellular signal transduction; microtubule cytoskeleton organization.
CGGCCACUUCACAAGGCAGAAAUUGUUACCUGGGCAAUAAAAGACACCGCGGCGGCGGGGGCCCGGGAGUGGGCACAUGGGGGUGCGGGUGUGCAGGUGCCAAGCACCAUGGGUUAGGCCCGAGAUCGGAGUCCGGCCGCCCCCCGACAGCAGCCGCCUCCUGCUCCCCACGCGCCCCAGGCGCCACAAUGUCGGGCGACAAACUUCUGAGCGAACUCGGCUAUAAGCUGGGCCGCACAAUAGGCGAGGGCAGUUACUCCAAGGUGAAGGUGGCCACGUCCAAAAAGUACAAGGGCACGGUGGCCAUCAAAGUGGUGGACCGGCGGCGCGCGCCGCCCGACUUCGUCAACAAGUUCCUGCCACGGGAGCUGUCCAUUCUUCGAGGCGUGCGACACCCGCACAUCGUGCACGUCUUCGAGUUCAUUGAGGUGUGCAAUGGGAAGCUGUACAUCGUGAUGGAGGCUGCCGCCACCGACCUACUACAGGCCGUGCAGCGAAACGGGCGUAUCCCAGGGGGGCAAGCGCGCGACCUCUUCGCGCAGAUCGCUGGCGCUGUGCGCUACCUGCACGACCAUCACCUAGUGCACCGCGACCUCAAGUGCGAAAACGUGCUGCUGAGCCCUGAUGAGCGUCGCGUCAAGCUCACUGACUUUGGCUUUGGCCGUCAGGCGCAUGGCUACCCGGAUCUGAGCACCACCUAUUGUGGCUCGGCCGCCUAUGCGUCGCCCGAGGUACUCCUGGGCAUUCCCUACGACCCCAAGAAGUACGACGUGUGGAGCCUUGGCGUCGUGCUCUACGUCAUGGUCACCGGGUGUAUGCCCUUCGACGACUCAGACAUCGCAGGCCUGCCCCGGCGCCAGAAGCGCGGCGUUCUCUACCCCGACGGCCUCGAGCUGUCCGAGCGCUGCAAGGCCCUGAUCGCCGAGUUGCUGCAGUUCAGUCCGUCGGCCAGGCCCUCCGCGGGCCAAGUAGCGCGCAACGGCUGGCUACGUGCGGGGGACUCCGGCUAAAAGCCGGGGUUCCCACUAUUCCCGCCGCCACGAGCACUGCGCAAGCGCAGCGCACGCGCGAGCAGCGCGUUUCUGGAGUGCCGCGAAGCCGCCGCGCACCGCUGCUCACGCGCCCUUCCCCCUUCCCCACUCCCAAGACGCCAGGCGCAGCAGUCGCGUGGCUUUGGAAUCUAGCUCCUCCUCCAAGAUCCCGAGAGCAGGAGGGCGCAUGCGCUUCCUCGAUUCCCCCGCGAGAAGACCCCGGGAGGGGGCGGGACGAGAGAAGAUGGAAGUAUUGCGCCUGCGCGGAAUGAGCGGCGGCUACGCGGCGGGCAGUGGCUCCACUGAGAAGCUGCUAGCGAGCGGACGCGGGCAAGGGGCGUCUUUCCCCGGCCAGCUGCGCAUGCCGGUGAGGGAAGGUGUGCUCGGGACGCUGCUCCCCUUGGAACCUGCAAUAAACGCGCUCUUUCUCGCACCUGGUUCUAGCGAUGGCCCCCUUUAACGAAGUGCGGGGGCGGGGGACAUCGCUUCCGGGGUAGGGGCAGGAGCCCCAUUUUAGAGAAAGGCUUGUGGAGGUUCUUGUUCCAGCUGUGAAAAGGGAGUUGGGAGGUUUCGAACCCGAACCUUGCAGGCUCCCCACCCUGGCGGGCUUUGGAGUCGUCCCUGGGCCUUGUGAUGGUCCUGGGAAUGUGGGUGCUGGACUAAGGGAGAGAAGACCCCAGCACCCUUCUAGUGUUUAAGGGUGGACCGAUGAGGGGCGGAGACCGUCUGCCUCGACAGAAACUGAGCUUUUGCAAGAGAGGAAAUUGAGGCCCUCAUAGGUAUCACUUGCUCAAGAACAGCUGGGAUUUGCACCCAGAGAUGUCUGAAGUGAGUUGGGGAGGUGGUGGAAGCUCUCCUUAGUGAGGGUCCCUUCUUUGGUGAGGGUAAGUAUCUGGUGGGGAGAAUCGAGGGUGGGGCAUGAAUAUGCCGGGUUCAUUGUGUACUCUGUUUAUUAAUGCAUUUUUUGAGUGCCUUCUGUGUGCCAGGCUCUGGGACUCAGCAGAAUGGCUUGAAUCCAUCCCUGCUUUCAGUGAGGAAGCAAGUCAAAAGUAAAGAAUAGUGUAGAAAUAAAAUAAUUGUAAGUUGUGCUAAAUGCCAGGUGGGGGUGACCAAGGGGUGGACUGAAGCAACAUUUGAGCUGAGCCCAGAAGGAAUCAAACACUUGCAAACUGCAGAAAACAAGUGUUCCAAGUGUUCCCAAGGCAGAAUGGAGCUGGUGUGUUUGAGGAACGCCAGGAAGCUCUGAUGGCUGGAAUGGAGAGGGAAAGGAGGUGCAAAGGGAAAGGUGUGUGUCUGGUGCCUGGAAAGGGACCCCACAGGGUCUGGGGGAGAUUGGGGGGUUAUUGCCUGUGAUAAGGUUACUGGGUUUGGUGACAAUGGUUGUCAUUUGGGGUGUAUGGGAAAUGCCACCAUAAGCGCUUAUCCUACCUGCCUCCACUUGAGCCCCACAGUCCCUGAAGAGGGUGGUGGGCAGCUUAUGGGUCUGACCAUGCCCCACCUCUGCUCACUCACCCUCCAUGGCUCUCAGGUGCCAACUCUCCCCUCGCUCCCUUCAAAAAGGCUGU